This is a messenger RNA of Rhincodon typus (whale shark), 3553 nucleotides long. RefSeq names its product leucyl-cystinyl aminopeptidase. The coding region runs from base 653 to 3553 and encodes 966 amino acids. Gene Ontology annotation, molecular function: metalloaminopeptidase activity; peptide binding; zinc ion binding. NCBI's taxonomy places the organism in Eukaryota, Metazoa, Chordata, Chondrichthyes, Orectolobiformes, Rhincodontidae. Gene Ontology annotation, cellular component: cytoplasm. Gene Ontology annotation, biological process: proteolysis; peptide catabolic process. The transcript has 16 exons. The record is from RefSeq and is a predicted model, not a curated record.
UGAAGUCAGGCAAGGACAGAGUGAAGCUUAAUAAUUUGUGUAGUUGGGUAAAUUCACAGCUAACCACUAUAAAACAGCAACAUGCAAACAGCCGGAGCAACCCAAAUAAAAGCGAGCUUGGGGAAGGACCAACAAGCUCCCUGCAGUCAACAUGUUUGAAUCGCAAUAACUAGAAAGGCUGGCGCAGAAUGUAGCUUCCAACACCAGGGACUGUGUUUACUUCGACAGAUUACAACAAAUAGAAAACCGCGUCUACAUGCCACAGGAUAUCAUAAAAGUCACUCUGCAGUAUGUAGCUCGUCGAUCGACCUACAGCGCCUGGAGGAGGAACAGCUUGCAAGUGCAGAAGAGGAAGGAAAUACAAGUUAAGAUGGUCGACACCAGGCCGUCUUUCUUAAACUGUGAGAUUUGCAAAGAUGACCACAUAAGGAAGAAUUGCCUGGUCGUUCAGGAGGCCUUGUACAUUUAAAAAUGUCCUCAAGGAAAGAGUAGGUGACAUUUCAGCUGGGCCAGUCAGGAUGUAUUUAUUGCUGUAGUCAGUAGGUGUUGCAGUACGGGCGGCUUGUUUAUAUCACUGCCACUGCCUCCAAUACAAGCGCCUGGGUUUGCUGAGAAGGAUCGGGAUUAGGAGCGGAAGGCCCCAGGCACAGCCAUGGAGCCAGGUUUUCAGAGCGAGCGAGCCCAGUUGCCCAGAAAUAUGAUUGAAAAUAGCAUGUUUGAAGAGGAGCCUGAUAUAGUUGACUUGGCCAAAGAGCCACGCCUUCAUCCCCUGGAACCUGAUGAAGUUGAAUAUGAGCCCCAUAGUUCACGGUUGUUGGUGCGUGGUUUGGGAGAACAUGACCUGGAGGAUGAUGAAGAAGACUAUGAAUCUUCUGCAAGGUUGUUGGGCAUGUCAUUCAUGAACAGGAGUUCCAAUCACCGCAAUAACAUGUCCGGGGCUUAUAACCGGGAAGCAUCAGGGGGACCUUGUUCCUUUUCUUCUGCUCGGACUGUACUUAUUGGAGCAUUUGUUGUGGUGAUUAUACUUUCAAUAGCGAUGGUUGUCUACUUUUUGCCAAAAUGUACCUUCACCAAAGAAGGCUGCCAUAAAAAGAACACAACUUUAACACUCAUACAUCCUUUGGCAACCAAUGGCCAGGUAUUUCCUUGGCCAAAGAUGAGAUUACCUAAUGCUGUUGUCCCAGUGCAUUAUGCUCUUACUUUGCAUCCCAAUCUCACCACCAUGAAAUUCACAGGUUCUGUGCAAAUAACCCUCCUGGCCAAGGAGGAUACCAAUAACAUCACUCUCCACAGCUAUGGUCUCAAAAUCAGCAAUGCAACCAUUGUUCCAAAGGCAUCGAAUCAAGCAAAGGAUAUCCAGGUUUUGGAAUACUUACCACAUCAACAAAUUGCAAUUAAAGUUAAUCCAGCACUAUUGAAUGGAAAAAAGUACACAUUGAAUCUGGAAUUUGCAGCAAAUUUAUCUGAUGGUUUUUCUGGAUUUUAUAAAAGCAGCUAUCAAAAUAAAAACAAGACCAGAAUAUUGGCCGCCACACAGUUUGAGCCAUCUUCAGCACGAAAGGCUUUCCCAUGCUUUGAUGAACCAGCUUUUAAGGCAACAUUUACGAUCAAGAUAAUCAGGGAUGCUGAACACAUCUCAUUAUCCAACAUGCAGAAGGAUGCUACAACAUCACUUGACAAUGGACUGUUUCAAGACACAUUUGCAGAAAGUUUAAACAUGAGCACUUACCUGGUGGCAUUUAUUGUGGCUGAAUUGAAGAAUGUCAGCCAGUUCACUGAAAGUGGAACUCUGGUAUCCAUAUAUGCUGUUCCUGACAAGAUGGAUCAAAUGUAUUAUGCAUUAGAAGCAUCAGUGAAGCUUCUGAAGUUUUAUGAAGACUUUUUUAAUAUAUCCUAUCCCUUAACGAAACUGGAUUUGGUAGCUAUCCCUGAUUUUGAAGCAGGAGCCAUGGAAAAUUGGGGUCUAAUCACUUUCCGAGAAAUAGCACUCCUUUACAAAGAAGAGACUGCAUCAAUACUGGACAAACAGAUAGUCACUAUGGUGAUUGCUCAUGAAUUGGCUCAUCAGUGGUUUGGCAACCUGGUGACUAUGGAAUGGUGGAAUGACCUUUGGUUAAAUGAAGGAUUUGCCACCUUUAUGGAAUUCUUUUCACUUGAAAAAAUAUUCCCUGAACUCGAAGUGGCUGAUCACUUUUUACGUACUCGAUUUGAAGCAAUGGAAAAGGACUCAGUGAAUUCCUCCCAUCCUGUCUCUACUCCAGUUGAAACUGCUGAACAAAUUGAGGAAAUGUUUGAUUCAAUUUCAUAUGAAAAGGGGGCUUCCAUCCUUUUGAUGUUGAAGGACUAUCUUGGUGAAACAGUUUUCCAGCAAGGAAUUAUGAGAUACUUAAAUGAACAUAAGUAUCAGAACACAAAAAAUGAAGACUUGUGGAACAGUAUUAUGAAAGUUAAAAAUGUAGAUUUCAAUGUGAAAGAAAUGAUGAAAACUUGGACACUGCAGACAGGGCUCCCUGUCGUCACUGUUAAAUUAGACAAAACUGGUAAUAAAAUUCACCUCAGUCAAGAACGUUUCCUCAGGAUCUCCAUUUCACAGGAUCCAUCAUCCUCACCCAAUUCCAGUCACCUGUGGCACAUUCCAUUGACGUACAUGACCAGCAGUUGCAGCAAUUAUGGCCAACCCAAGUGUAUCAAAACAUGGCUUCUCAAGAACAAAACAGACAUCAUUGACCUUAAAGAACCGAAUGUGACCUGGGUGAAGUUUAACAUUAAUAUGAAUGGCUAUUACAUCGUACAUUAUGAAGAAGAUAUCUUGAUGGAAUUACUUGGAUUAUUACAAAAUAAUCAUUUAGCUCUCAGUGACCAGGACCGAGCUGGUUUCAUUAAUAAUGUAUUUGUACUUGCAAGUACAGGGAAAAUUUCAGUGCGGCAGGCAUUGUCCAUAACCAAGUAUAUGAAGAAUGAAAGCAGUAAUGCACCAAUAUCUGAAGCAUUGCUUCAACUCCGCAGUAUCUACUGGCUUGUACAAAAGAGGGGAAUGCUGCAACUUGCUGAUCGAAUGGAGAAAUAUAUUUUCACGAUUUUUGGAGACCUGAUUAAUCAUCAGAUCUGGAGUAACAACGGAUCAUUGUCUGAAAGGCAACUUCGUGCCACUCUUCUCAGUGUUGCUUGUGACUACAGCUAUGGCACCUGUGUCCAAAAUGCAAGUGACCUGUUUAACAGUUGGGAGAGCUCCAAAAAUCUGAGUGUCUUACCAUCUGAUCUCACAAUGACGAUCUACACUGCUGGAGCACGUGAUGACAAGGGCUGGACAUUCCUACACCAGAUGUAUAAUACUUUGCAGACGGAGGCAGAGAAAAGCAAAAUGCUACAAGCCAUGGCAAAAAGCAGCAAUCCUCGAGAGCUGAUUGGGUUAAUGCAAGAAAGCCUGCAACAUGAAACAAUAAGGGCACAGGAACUACCUUCCAUUCUUGCUACUGCCAGCAAAACCUUGGUUGGAUGUCUCUUUGCUUGGGAUUUUGUAAAGGAAAAUUGGGAUAAUAUAGUUAAGAAGUAG